GCGACUAUGAAAUACGCAAUACUAUCGCAAAAAUUUAUCUUUACAUGCAGAAAGGAAAACAAUUUUUAAUGUGUAUUGUUUCGUAACGUUGCGUCAUAUUUUUCUCUUUUUUUUUUCUCGAAAAGUAACACAUGAAGUUGCCAGAAUGUUAAUCGUUAAGAGAUGUAACAAGCGCGGAAUAUUCGUGCGACCAUUUUGGCGGUGAUGAAUGAUCACGGACAAAACAAAAAGAAAAAAAAAAAAAUUGGACGAGAGUGUGACAAAGGGGCCAGGAAGAAAGAGAGAGAGAGAGAGAGAGAAAGAACACAAUAUAAAUAUGUUCCAAGAAGACAACAAAAGCCGAGCAAUCGAGCAUACAAAUAAUUACGUAGGAGUAGAAUUAUUCUGCGAUUAAAGCUAUCUGUUAUUGUAUGCGUUAUGAUUUCAUGUCCGUUCCAUUAUAAUUUUCUUCUCUUUUCCUCUAUCGUUUUAUUAUAUAGAAAAAGCAUAUGACGAAGUGUUAAUAAACGAGAGAGAGAGAGAGAGAGAGAGAAAGAGAGAGAGAAAAUAUGAAAUAAUUAUUAUCACGUCAACAUAGUCAAAGGUAUUUAUAUUACCGACCAGUUGGAAUGAUCAUACAGUUCUCUGGUAAACUCCGAAGGAAAGAUGAAGCUCGCCUUGAUAAUUCCUAUCGUUUUCGUGCUCCUUCAAUUGGCGACAUGCCAAGACAAUGAUAAUGCCAAUGAAUCUAAUGACGAUAUGUCCGGUCCUCCUCAUAGAGUAGGAGGACAUAGACAUUGCCAUGGUCCUCCUCCUCCUGGUAGGAGACCAUCUGGUCCACCACCCGAUGAAGAUUUUGAUGACGAUGACGACAAUCAAAAUAACACGAGGAAGAGAUCGGUUAAUCGUAGAAAUGCACCUAGUAUGAACGAAGAUGAUAUGCAAAGUGGUAUGCAAGGUGGUAUGCAAGGCGGUAUGCAUGGUGGUAUGCAAGGAGGUAUGGGAGGUAUGGGAGGGGAUAUGGGAGGGGGUAUGGGAGGGGAUAUGGGAGGGGGUAUGGGAGGUGGUACGCAAAGCGGUAGACAAAAUAGUCCACCUAGCAGAAACCGCAAACGAGAUACAGGAGAGAUCCGAAGUUUCUAUCGGUUUGAAAACAAUAGAGCUUUCAGGAAGAGAAGAACUACUAUACCGAAUAAUAUUAUAGAACAACCCCAGGAAUAUUAAACGAUCAAGAGAGAAUUGAUUGGCGUAAUUUUAUGAUGCAAAAUAUGAAAUAGUUUUAGAAUCGUAGAAAAUUUUGUAGAAGUUAUUGCGUUAAUCAUUAAAAAUGAUUAUAAAAAAAUCAUAAGAAUAAAGAAUAUUUUACUGUUUAA
Molecule: messenger RNA, 1352 nt
Organism: Vespa crabro (European hornet)
Lineage: Eukaryota; Metazoa; Arthropoda; Insecta; Hymenoptera; Vespidae
Product: circumsporozoite protein-like
Exons: 3
Coding region: 646-1203 (185 amino acids)
Source: RefSeq, a predicted model, not a curated record